Sebastes umbrosus (honeycomb rockfish) is the source of this 854-nucleotide messenger RNA. RefSeq names its product succinate dehydrogenase complex assembly factor 1 (gene sdhaf1). The coding region runs from base 355 to 603 and encodes 82 amino acids. Gene Ontology annotation, cellular component: mitochondrion. The transcript has 2 exons. Gene Ontology annotation, biological process: mitochondrial respiratory chain complex II assembly. The record is from RefSeq and is a predicted model, not a curated record. Lineage: Eukaryota; Metazoa; Chordata; Actinopteri; Perciformes; Sebastidae.
UCUUCCGGCUUCCUGGUGGUGUUGUAACCAGCACAUCCUUGGUGCUAACGUGCAGUGAGGUCAGUCAGAGGCUGUUUACAGCUAACAGAGCUAAUCAUGAGAUAUCCUCUUGUAUUAGUAACUACCUGGUGAUUUACUGACGGAACCAGUUGAACCAGUUGAACCAGCUGAACCGGGUUGAACAUGUCUCAGACCACAGCUUCAAACAGUCAGACUUCCUCUGCAUCAGUUCAACACCUGAACACAUCAGACGACUUCUCAGCCAAUCGUUAGAGGAGCUGCAGCCGGAGACACUCCAGUCCUUCCAGCUUCCUGUUGACCCGGUUCUGGUUCUGGUUCUGUUGAGUUAGUCCGAUGGCGCGGUACAGUAAGCUGCAGAAGCAGGUCCUGGCUCUGUACCGGCAGUUCCUUCGGGCCGGUCAGGACAAGCCGGGCUUCAUCCCACGAAUCCGAGACGAGUUCCGAGAGAACUCUCGCAUCAAGAAGACGGACGUGAUGCACAUCGAGUAUCUGUUCCGGCGAGGACAGAGACAGCUGGAGCAGCUGAGGGACGUCAACACCAAACAGCUGGGCUCCUUCUCCAAACCUGCAGAGAAGAGCUGACCUCUGAACUCUGACCACUACCACGUCACGUGACCCUGACUGACAACGACAAACACCUCUCAGAGACUUUGGUUACGACCGAACUGAUGCUGCAUUCAGGCCCAGUGGGGAAACUAAUGCUCAGUGAUGGAAGGAAACAUGAAAUACAUUUAUUGAUGUUAAAUAUGUAAAAUGUUCUCUGACUAUUUAAACUAAAAUUAAACUUUCUUUGCCUUCUGAUAAUUAUAAUAAACUGAUUGAUGUGAAAAAGA